AUGCUGAGGCAGCUGUUGACAAGCUUUACGCACACAUCGACAGUGCUUACCUCCAGUACACGGCGCUUGUCAGAACACACCUACAUUCGGGAUCAUGUGUUCAAAGGGAGGCCGGUGCAGCGCACUCCUCCUUGGGCCGAAGAGGAGGUAGCCAGCUCAGCACAGUUACCAGCACGACAGGGUAUGGUGGCACGGUGGCCUUUCACUGACGUCGUCGAUGAGAUUGAAGAAACCAAGAUAGCGCUCAGGUCCAAGCUCAAGAUUAAGACCCGUGGCACGACUGCUCUGGCCGUACACCCUAGUCUGAACGUUCAAGCUAUCGAAGAUGAGCUGCUGAAGGGCGAGCAAUGUACCAAGCCCAUCGAAGUUGACAAGCGUUCCCAUAAGGUGCUCAAGAGCCUGUUCCACGUUCCCUCAUCAGAGCCAUCCGAGUACCUCCGGGCCAUCAAUUGA
Molecule: messenger RNA, 453 nt
Organism: Macroventuria anomochaeta
Lineage: Eukaryota; Fungi; Ascomycota; Dothideomycetes; Pleosporales; Didymellaceae
Exons: 1
Coding region: 1-453 (150 amino acids)
Source: RefSeq, a predicted model, not a curated record